AUGUUUUCGACAAUUCCUCGCCCUGAAUCAGUCAGCCAACCAUCUUCAGCUGUGCUGAAUCGGUUCUCAACCUUUCGAGAUCCUCAACCCAUCUCUUCUCCCCUCUCAAUGUACAAUAAUUCGCCUGUCCUCACUCCCACCAUUGCUUCGCCCGCUCUACCCAAAGGAUUUUCUAGUCACUUAAAUAGUCCACGGAAUUUCAAUCAUCGCGACGGACGCACACAUAUCAAAUCCAAAACUUGUCAUGGGUUUAGUGAAAUCUUCAAGCUUCCUUCAAGCCCAUCGGACCAGUUAGCGUCCUUUGCCACCCAUAAUGAAAAUCCUACUUUCAAUGGCUCUUCAACACAUCCAACCUGGACACUCAAAAGCCCAGCGGAAUUUUCGCGUCGACGCUCCCACACAACCCCUUCCUCAUGUCCAACCGAUAGUCAAAAUCAUGAUUCUUAUCAAAGUUUUGGGCAAAACUCGCCCUAUGGAAACAAUCCGCAACCCUUCUCUGACAUGAUGUCGAUUCCAGACGCUGAUUUAGCCUUUACACUGGGAGAACCUUCCUCCAAUCUAUUUUACACCCAUGAAACAAAUGCGACUCAAUACACAGCCAGACCAAUCGAAGCAACAAGUGAGAUGAGGUUUGCUCAAGUCAAUGCUGGACAAGAAGGUUCGGAGAUCUCUCCACCGCCUAUCAAGUUGCCCACAAUGGUGCCUAAUUCUAUGGUCAGUCAACAAAAACAUAAACAUGGAGGCAACGGCAACACCGGAGUUCGCAAGACUAAAACGGAAACUGUUGAGAAAUCUGACGCGCCUGCUGUCAGUGUCACUCCAGGAGGUUAUGCUCGUAAAUAUGCUUGCGUCUGGGAUGGGUGUGGAAAGGCAUUUACAACUAGCGGUCAUCUUGCGCGUCACAAUAGGAUUCACACUGGGGAGAAGCGAUAUGAAUGUUUGAUGUCAGGAUGUCACAGUCGUUUCAGUCGACAGGACAACAUGUUACAACACUACCGAACUCAUCUCUCCGGAAAAUGUCGAAGACUUCCGUCUGUUUCCUCAACUGCUUCCAGCAAUGACAGUAAGAAGACUUCUGAUAAACGAUCUCGCGAGAAAAUGCAAAGCUCAAGUCAUGAGACAGAUGCAACUUCGAAUCAUCAACCGAAAGAAUUUCCAGAGUCGGUCAUCGAAAACGAUUUCUCCAACAUGAUAGAUUACCAUGAAACAGUGCCGAUAUCAGCUCCUCCACCAAUCUCUGACGAAUUUCCUUUGAUUUAUGACGACAGUACAUCAUUUACCAAUGCUUCAUCUUACACAUUCUCCCCAUACCCUCCCUUUGAACUUCAAGAAGCGGAGCUCAUAAUGGCUGAACCAGAAGGCUUUCGUACACAUGACAUGAAUACUUACCUAUCCCAAGACCGGGGCUUUCCUCCGUCCGCAUGGCCUUUUGAUUAUGGCGAUCAAUCCAACCAGCAAGUCUUCGCUUCAUCACAAUCCUAUCGCGAGUCAGAUUUGGUCCACAACCCAUUUGGUAACUCGUUCACCAAUCUACAGUACUCACUCCCGGAUGUACCGCAAGAUUUGCAAGAAUUUUACGAGAGGAAUCCUUACGAGGUGAACCAUCAGGAUAUGAGUCCAUUUGCUCUCACUAGGUCACUUCAAUCUGAGGGAGGUCAAUAUUUAGCCUUUGAAGGAAACCACUCAUGA
Melampsora larici-populina 98AG31 is the source of this 1689-nucleotide messenger RNA. RefSeq lists its product as uncharacterized. The transcript has 2 exons. NCBI's taxonomy places the organism in Eukaryota, Fungi, Basidiomycota, Pucciniomycetes, Pucciniales, Melampsoraceae. Gene Ontology annotation, biological process: regulation of transcription by RNA polymerase II. Bases 1 to 1689 code for a protein of 562 amino acids. The record is from RefSeq and is a predicted model, not a curated record. Gene Ontology annotation, molecular function: DNA-binding transcription factor activity, RNA polymerase II-specific; RNA polymerase II cis-regulatory region sequence-specific DNA binding. Gene Ontology annotation, cellular component: PcG protein complex; transcription regulator complex.